This is a messenger RNA of Mugil cephalus (flathead mullet), 3164 nucleotides long. RefSeq names its product UDP-glucuronosyltransferase 2C1-like. The record is from RefSeq and is a predicted model, not a curated record. Lineage: Eukaryota; Metazoa; Chordata; Actinopteri; Mugiliformes; Mugilidae. The coding region runs from base 89 to 1690 and encodes 533 amino acids. Gene Ontology annotation, molecular function: UDP-glycosyltransferase activity. The transcript has 2 exons.
UUUAUUGGCAGUGACUCAUCGAGUCUUCAGGUGCAGCUGCAGAACUUGGGUUUCCUGUAGUAGUGUAUUUGGGUAUCUUUGGGUCAGCAUGAAGACUUAUUGUUUGUCUUUGAUUACCUUUACUCUACUGUCAGUUCAACUACCCAGUGCAUCAGGAGGAAAGAUACUAGUGUUCCCAUUGGAUGGAAGCCACUGGGUAAACAUGAAAGUGCUCGUAGAGGAGUUGCACGCCAGAGGUCACAAUAUCACUGUAAUUCGAGCAUCUGACAGCUGGUACAUCAGUGAAAAGUCACCUCUCUACACCUCCGUCACUCUUCCCUCCCAUGGAGAAUUUGAACAAAACUUUGAAAAGUUUUUGUUUCUGCAGCUGGAGCUCCUCCUUCAGGCUGACCCCGUGUCUUUCUGGUCUCAUAUCUGGACUCACAUUCAGAUGAAGCGGGUGAUUUUGAAGCAGUUCACUCACUUUCACAAAAAAGUGAGCGAACUAGUUGUCCAGAUGUUUGAAGAUGAAAACCUGAUGCAGUCUUUCCAUGCUGCCAAAUACGACGUGGUUCUGACCGACCCGGGAAUCGGAGGAGGGGCGAUGCUGGCACGUCGGCUCCAAGUCCCUCUUGUUUUCAAUGUCAGGUGGACCAUUCUAGGCGAAGCCCACUUCCUUAUUGCCCCCUCGCCUCUGGCAUACAUUCCUUACACUGCGACAGAGUUGACAGAUAAGAUGACCUUCACUCAAAGGGUGAAGAACGUUUUGAGCUUUGUCAUUGGAAUGUACACACUGUCAAGCAUCACCGAACCUGUCUACAAACCAGUGGUUAGACGCUACUUUGGCCCUGAUGUGGAUUAUUCAACCUUUUUCUUGGAUGCUGAUAUAUGGCUCAUGAGAAAUGAUUUCAUUUUUGAAUUUCCACGACCAACAAUGCCAAAUAUAGUCUACAUGGGUGGAUUUCAGUGCAAGCCUGCAGAGCCUCUCCCUACUGACCUGGAGGAGUUUGUCCAGAGCUCUGGAGAACAUGGCGUCAUAAUGAUGACUCUAGGAACUUUACUUGCAAAGCUUCCGCAACACAUCGCUGAGGAAAUUGCAGCAGCCUUUGCUCAGCUUCCUCAAAAGGUUAUAUGGAGGUAUGUGGGACAAAGGCCAGCCAACCUGGGAAACAACACAUUGCUGAUCAAAUGGCUUCCACAGAAAGACCUCCUAGGACAUCCUAAAAUGAGAGUGUUUGUUACCCACGGAGGCACCAACGGAGUCCAGGAAGCAAUCCACUACGGGGUUCCUGUAGUUGGGAUUCCUUUAUUCUUCGAUCAGCCUGAUAAUCUCUCCAGAGUCCGAGCAAAGGGAGCAGCUGUGACCGUGAACAUCGCAGCGCUCAAUAGACACAUCUUUAAAGAGGCGCUGGCGACUGUUCUCUACAACUCCUCUUACAAGGCAAACAUGCAGACACUCUCAAGGCUGCACAGAGAUCAGCCCAUGAAACCCAUGGAACAGGCAAUGUUUUGGAUAGAAUAUGUCAUGAGACAUAAAGGAGCCCAUCAUCUGCAGACGCAAGCCCACAAAAUGUCUUGGUUCGCUUACAACUGUGUGGAUGUCAUUGCAGCUUUGCUGGCAGUGGUGUUGCUUAUAACAUUAAUCUUCUUUUCAGUUGUAAGAUUACUAUGGAGAAUGAUUUUUGUUGGGAAAAAGGUGAAACAUGAUUGACACCAAAAGAAUCCUCACAUUGUAAAACAUUCACAGAGCACAUUGUUAAAGUUGAUAAAUGUUGAUAGUUGAUAAGUUGGUAAAGAUUGUACAUGAUUCUACAUGAUAUGAAUUAAUCUUUUUGGAUUUAUCAACACAAUGACGGAUUAGAUACCACCAUUAUUUAAUUUCUAAAAACCAUAAAGAAAGUCUAAGAGAAUGAGUCCUGUAACAAAUUGUGUAUUCUUUAAUUUGUCAUGCUUAUACAUACAGAAUACAGUAUUUUCGCUGCAUUAUGCCUCAUUUUCAAAGACUCACAGUGGAAAACCAUGGAACGAUGGAUGGAUGGCACUUUCACUUCAAUUUUUAAAUUAAUUCUAGGGAAACAUCCUAUACCAUUUAUAUUCACAUUGAUAUUUUCAUUUUACCUUGUGGGAAGCAAUCUAUCCUGUAAAACAGUAUUUAUAUUGCUCCGUUUAAUGACCAAGUCGCUUAACGUUGCAUGCACUCACUUGACACUAGAUGGCAACACACGUAAGCAUCAAAUAUCAAUUCAUGUUUGCAUUAGAGUAGAUGUGUAAUUCCAGCAUGUAUGCUGCAGUCUUGCACACAAACAUGUAAAAUUGUAUUAAACUAUACAUUUAAAAAUAGCCAAAAUUAAAAGUCCACAAUUAACAGCAACCAGUCUGAAGAACCAACCCUAAUAUCCAGCCACAGCUUAUCCUGCAGAAGGUCAGUGGACGAGAGGCGAAGUACACCCUGGAUAGGUCACCAAUCUGUCACAUGGCCACCACAAAGAGAAAAACAAUCAUUCACAUCCUCACAGCCAGUUUAAAUCAACAAUUAACAUGCAUGUCUUUGGUCUACAGAGGGAAGUAGGGCAACCGGAAAAAUCUCACAUGGGGCUUACAUGUUAACUCCACCAAGGUUUGAACGUUUUUGGUGUGAGCAAACCACUGCAUCACUGUUGUGUACGCUCCUGGUUUGUAUUACUGAUGCAUUAGUUUAAAUAUAUGAAAAUGCAUAGGAUACACUAGAUUUAUGUGGAAACCCCUUCAACAAAAGUACAAUCUGAAAAAUGUAAUGAAUGCCUGGUAAACUGGUAAAGUAAGUAAUUGCACUGAGGUUCUGCUGCUGCUGCACAUUUCUGUUUUUGCACAUAAUCCUCUCUGUAACAGUUUGCAUUCCUUGCAUUCAUUGUGUUUGCAUAAAACACACAAAGCAUCCAAAUUCUGCCUAUACUCUCAGCAAAACUAUUACAAGUACCUUACAGUGCAAACUAAAACCUAAUUCCUGCUUCACUUAGGAUAUGUGGAUCUACCAUGCCUUAAACAUCAUAUUUGUUUCCCAUGAUUUUUAUCACCAUUUUCACAAUGUAGGAAUGAAGUGAAAAAUGUCUGCAUUUAAUAAACAUAUUACUGGUAAGUUGACUGACAAAUAGAAUACAUUUUUUUUUCAUAAAGGAACUAUGAUGAGCAUACACAAAUGCACAAGU